Elgaria multicarinata webbii is the source of this 2413-nucleotide messenger RNA. It is a transcript of the gene BMP2, whose product is annotated as bone morphogenetic protein 2. The record is from RefSeq and is a predicted model, not a curated record. Gene Ontology annotation, cellular component: extracellular region. Gene Ontology annotation, biological process: BMP signaling pathway. Lineage: Eukaryota; Metazoa; Chordata; Lepidosauria; Squamata; Anguidae. The transcript is spliced from 3 exons. Gene Ontology annotation, molecular function: growth factor activity; cytokine activity. The coding region runs from base 308 to 1504 and encodes 398 amino acids.
GGAGAGCGCUGAGCGCGUGAGCGCCUCCGUGACAUCCCUUCGCCUCCACUUCGCCCCGGUGCUUGCUCUCCUCCUCCUCCUCCUCCUCCUCACUGCGGACUUGCCCUCCUCCCGUCCCGUCCCGUCCCGCGGCCGGAGCCAGGGAAGGGGCGACGGCGACAGACAUAGAAACGCCUCGCAGAGCCCCGCUGGAUCGGCUGGCCUAAGCAUUCCAUGUGGAGCUUGGCUCAAUGGACGUGGCCGAGUGUGCUGCCGCCGCUGCUGCUACUGCUGCUUCUUAGGCGAUCGGCGGGAUCCUAAAAGGUUGAUGACCAUGGUUGCCAGGACCUGUUCUCUACUAGCGCUGCUGCUUUAUCACAUAUUGCUGGGUGGAUCGGCCAGCCUCAUCCCAGAGGUGGGCGACGGGCGACGAUUCAGUGGCGAUUUGGGCCAGGUUGCUCCACUGAAGCUCUCGGAAGGGAUUCUGCACGAAUUUGAGCUGCGCCUGCUCAAUAUGUUUGGGCUUCAGCGACGGCCCACUCCAAGCAAGAACGCCAUUGUCCCCCCCUAUAUGUUGGAACUCUACCAUCUGCACACAAGUCAGAAGCCAAUGGCCAUGGACUAUAAAUUGGAGAGGGCGACCAGCAGGGCCAAUACCGUCAGGAGCUUUCACCAUGAAGAAGCACUGGAAGAGCUUCCACAAAGAAGUGGGAAAACAACCCGGCGUUUCUUCUUUGACUUAGCGUCAAUCCCUGAUGGGGAGUUUAUCACUUCAGCUGAGCUUCAGGUUUUUCGGGAGCACAUCCAAGAUGCCUUUGAAAGCAAUGGCAGCUAUUACCACCGUAUUAAUAUUUAUGAAAUCAUAAAGCCGGAGAGAGAGGCCUCCAAGGACCCUGUCACAAGACUCCUGGACACCCGCUUGGUGCAUCGUAAUGCUAGCAAAUGGGAAACGUUUGAUGUAACGCCAGCUAUAAUGAGGUGGAUUGCACAUGGACAACCCAACCACGGUUUUGUAGUAGAAGUGGUGCACUUGGACAAAGAGAGCAGUGUGUCCAAGAGACACGUCAGAAUCAGCAGGUCGUUGCAUCAGGAUGAUGCCAGUUGGUCUCAGAUCAGGCCGUUACUAGUAACUUUUGGGCAUGACGGAAAGGGACAUCCUCUCCAUAAGAGAGAGAAACGUCAGACAAAGCAGAAACCACGCAAGCGCCAUAAAUUCAAUUGUAAAAGACACCCUUUAUAUGUGGACUUCAACGACGUAGGGUGGAAUGACUGGAUAGUGGCCCCGCCGGGUUAUGGUGCCUUCUAUUGCCAUGGAGACUGCCCUUUUCCAUUGGCAGAUCACCUGAACUCCACAAAUCAUGCCAUUGUUCAGACUCUAGUCAAUUCCGUGAAUUCCAAAAUCCCCAAAGCUUGCUGCGUGCCGACAGAACUGAGCGCAAUCUCCAUGCUCUACCUUGAUGAAAAUGAAAAGGUUGUACUAAAGAACUAUCAAGAUAUGGUUGUGGAGGGCUGCGGUUGCCGCUGAUGGCAGCAGCAAAAUAUAAUGGACAAAUACAAAAUAAUAAUAAUUAAAAACACAAAAACAAAACUUGACACUUUAAUAUUUCCAAUGAAGACCUUAUUUAUGUUAUGAAAUGGAGAAUUAAACGCAUCUAUUUUGAAAAUCUAUUUAUGACUACAGAAAAAAAAGCGAGGAAAGAUAUUUUAAUCAGAGAAUUAUUCCUUUUAAAGAUUUUUAAACAUAUUUUAGUUGUACAUUUUAUAUGGGUAUAACCCCCCUUUCCCUCAGCACAUGAAGUAUAAAGGUCAGAUUCUUAUUUUGUAUUUAUUUACUAUUAUAACCACUUUUUAGAAGAAUAGCUAAUUUGUAUUUAUAUGUAUAAUCAAAAAAGCAGAAGAAAAAAUAUAGGGUUUGUACAUAAUUUAAAACAAAUGGUAGCUGUUUUCCGUUGUGUGUAUUUAAAUGAGUUGAAAAUGUGUACAUGAAAGGGUUACUAUGGCAAAGGUGCAUAACGCAUUUUGCUUUCUGCAGUUCUACUGUUAAGGUCACAAGUGCAAGUCCAAUGAAAAGUGGCUAAUCCACCCUGCUGACUCAAGAUUAUAUUGUACAAUUCUCAGGAAUGUUGCAGGGUGGGCUGCCCAGUCCAUGAGAAACUGGCAUCCUCUCGCUGUGGAGCUUUUGGAUAAGAACCAGACAUUGGCGAACAAGUAGAAAUAGAACUGCUGUUCCUCAUGGAGGUGUGAUGUGACCACCAACUGGGCUGAUAGAAAACUUCUCUUUCCGUCCUCCUCUCCCCACGCCCCAUCGCCCCUUCACACCUACAGAAAAGCAAAAUGUUUAUGCUGUUCCUCCCCUUUUAAGUAGUUCAUCCAUUGGAAUCCAUUGUCCUGGCCAAAUAUUAAAUAAAAGACCAGAUUUCUUCAGUUUUUAAAA